Messenger RNA from Cladophialophora yegresii CBS 114405, 390 nucleotides. RefSeq lists its product as uncharacterized. Gene Ontology annotation, biological process: late endosome to vacuole transport via multivesicular body sorting pathway. The coding region runs from base 1 to 390 and encodes 129 amino acids. NCBI's taxonomy places the organism in Eukaryota, Fungi, Ascomycota, Eurotiomycetes, Chaetothyriales, Herpotrichiellaceae. The transcript has 3 exons. The record is from RefSeq and is a predicted model, not a curated record. Gene Ontology annotation, cellular component: Vps55/Vps68 complex; endosome.
AUGACGACGGCUGGAUUGAAAACCAUUAUCGCACUCUCUUUCAUCCUUGCCAUAGGAUUUCUCCUGGUCAUCCUCUCCGCCGCAUUAUUUCACAACUUCCUCACCCUCCUUGUGGUCGCAACUUAUGUGUUGGCGCCCGUACCUAACUGGAUCGCAUCGAGAUGCGCCAACCCAGAUGACUUCAUUGAGAGUAACUCUGGCGCAUGGAUCGACUUGGGCCGAUUUGCGACGGGGUUCCUUGUGCUUAUGGGCAUUGCUCUGCCCGUCCUCCUUGCACAUUCAGCGCUCAUCCAAGUGCCGGCGAUGGUCAUGUCAAUCAUUGGUGGGCUACUGAUUUAUGGAACCAUUAUCAGCUUCACCCAAUUUUUCAAGGAGGAACAGGACUUCUGA